This is a messenger RNA of Mytilus trossulus (common blue mussel), 502 nucleotides long. RefSeq lists its product as uncharacterized. The coding region runs from base 50 to 502 and encodes 150 amino acids. The transcript has 3 exons. Lineage: Eukaryota; Metazoa; Mollusca; Bivalvia; Mytilida; Mytilidae. The record is from RefSeq and is a predicted model, not a curated record.
CUAGAUUAUAUAUAAUAAGAUUGAACUCAAUAACACUUUCAUUGACAAUAUGGUAUAUAACCAGUUCAAAUCUUUAGCCUUUGUUGCUAUUUUUGCUUUAUUUUUUUCCAAAGCUUUAGGAACCCCGGAUGUAAAUCAGGAAAUUCAGAGCCUUAAAACAACGGUUAGCCAAUUAAAAAAUGUGAUAUUAAAUCACAACGACAAAUUGGUGGAGCUAUACAGUCACUUAAAACAACACGAAAUAACCAUAUCAGUUCUACAGAAUGACCUUCAACAUAAACAUGCAGCUACAACGAGUGGAAGUGUUUACAUCAGAUGGGGACGGAAAGAUUGUCCGUCAAACGGCACAGGCAUAGUUUAUACAGGAAUGGGAGCUGGUGGCCACUAUGCAAAUAUUGGUAGGAAUGCAAAUCCUCUUUGCAUACCUCAUGAUCCGGAAGUUGGAAACAAAAACACAGAAGCAGCAUAUGGAGCUGUCACCGACCGUGCAAGGGCUGUAUAG